Angiostrongylus costaricensis is the source of this 948-nucleotide messenger RNA. The record is from the annotation of a GenBank genome assembly. Lineage: Eukaryota; Metazoa; Nematoda; Chromadorea; Rhabditida; Metastrongylidae.
AUGAAUGGUUUUCUCCUCACAAAGCAACAGAACAAGAAUCAAGCUGCCGCUCUUUGUCAUGGUGUUGCGCUUUUUAUAAAGCACGAAGCGAAAUUGCCGGUGAACAGCUUGUUAGUUUGGAUGCAUUGGCUAGAGAUUGCCACCAACUCUAAGUAUUCUGCGCCGGACCUGUUUGAUGACCUACAUGUUCACUUCGAAAUUCAGCAUUCAUUGGAAGUCCCAUAUUUCAAAGAAAAAAUGGGGUUUUUGCCUAAAAACAAGUUUGAGGGAGUGCCACGUGGCAACAACGUGGCCACAUCUGAUAAUAAUAUGCUGGCAAGAGAAAUCCGAGGAGCGCAAUACGGCCUCCCGACACCGCCUGCAUUCCGUCCACAUGCUAGUCCUCCACAAGAGAUGCCAUACACGAGUGCAUUCUCCAUGCACAUGCUCUCUUCCAACUAUCCAGCACACAUUAACUGGACUGCCCACUCAUCAAACAAGACCUUGAAUAACUUGGAGAUCCAACUUCUACAUCCUGAGAUCCGCCAAAUGCUGCUACCUCCGGGUUCAUUCAACCCACACCAGGAAGCCAUUAAGAACAAGAAGCGAAAUCGGCACCACAAUACGCGCAAUGGUCAUCGUCAAACCACCACUAGCACGAUGUCGUCGGCGGCAUCCACUGAUGAGAUAACAACGGCUAAAAUCGUAGUGUCGUGUACGAAAGCUCAAGGAGGUGGUACUAUCGUUUCGUCGCGUGAUGGAAAAGGUCAAAUUCAUAUGCGCAUCGAAUAUGACCGUAAUGAGCAGUCAUCUUCACUUCUCGAUAUUCAGAUGCUCCGCUUCUCCCACUCACCCUACGCAGUACUGCCGCCGGCCUGUCUCAAGGACAUCGUGAUGGACACUCCGGAGAUCCUGAGUCGCUUUCCACAGCGACACGGUAUCGACCUCAGCCCGUCGUGUGAGAUGUAG